AUGGCUAGAAGUAGUAAUAAUAAGGUUUUGAAUAAUGCACAGGGUUCCAUGCUGAACAACCUGCUUAAAUCUUGGCAACUGAUUAUUAAGAGCAUCAACGUACCAGACAUUAUAAAAGUCAGUAAUGAUUACAUUAUUCUCGACUGCGAUUACGAUCUCGAGAAUACAUCGAGCAAGGGCCUCGUCAUCAAAUGGUUCUUCAAUACCAACCGAGUAGUUUACCAGUGGAUCUAUGGUAGACACCCAUUAGCAGUUGAAACCGGCUGCGAAAUAUGUCGAUUGACAUACAAAGCCAGCGAUGACCCAUAUACUGAGUACCGAGCUAUGAAAUUGAAUAAACCAGGCAUCGAUCUUACUGGCGAGUACACAUGUGUUAUAUCUACAUUCGAAGAUGAACGAACGGCAAAUGCAUCAAUGAUAGUGUACU
Molecule: messenger RNA, 427 nt
Organism: Nylanderia fulva
Lineage: Eukaryota; Metazoa; Arthropoda; Insecta; Hymenoptera; Formicidae
Source: RefSeq, a predicted model, not a curated record